GGCAAACCGGAAAAAACAUCUCCGGAUCGUCGUUUUCAUUCUACCCGGAAGUAGUACUUUUUAUCAACAUGGUGGACACCGGAGGGGUCCUCGCUUAUUUUCUGACGUUUUUGCUAUUUAUAGAAAGAACAGCUUGCAGUACAUUAUCUGUGGAGGAGUGUAGGAGCCUUGGUUUUGUUACAACUGAUCUGUUAUGCAGUGCCUGUAAUGAACUUGAUACAUUCAACUUAUCAACAAUGAAGGAGAAUUGCUUGCAGUGUUGCCAAAAAGAAGACACAGAAAGCGAUGCGCUAAAAGUUUAUCCAUUUGCUGAGCUGCAUGUGUGCAGCUGAAAAUUGGGACGGUUCCCACAAGUGCAGGCAUUUGUGAAGUCGGACCGUCUUAAACAAUUCCCUCGUCUGGCAGUGCGUUACGUGCGGGGAAUGGACCCCACUAUCAAACUCAUGGAUGAAAAUCGUAAUGUUGUGGAGGAGUUGGGGAUAGACAAAUGGAACACAGAUUCUGUGGAGGCUUUCUUCCAAGAGCGAUUGCAAAAAUAAUUUUAGAUGAUUAAAAGGAUGUACCAAAAAUAAUAGAAUGAUAGGGGUUAUAAACAUUGACAUCUGUUAAAAAAUCAUCUAUCAUUGUCAUUUAUUGUAAUUGACUGUUGAUGUUAGCUGAAAGUUUGUUGUUAAAUGGGCAAAAUACUGAAAUUCUAUCUGUAAUGUAUCACAUCAGCUUGUGAUAAAUACCUGUACAUUUGUAAGAAAGGACUAUAUAUGAUAAGGGCUCCCUUUGUUCACAAAAAAAUCAACAGUUUUUUUGUUUUUGUUUCAAAAUUAAGUAUAUUUUAUGCAAGAAUCCAGGUGCAACUUGAAUGUUAUUCUCAAGUUGAUCAAAAGGACGUAGAUCAGGAAUUAUAAUGUUUUGCUUCCAUUUUUGGUAUAUAAAAAUAUAAAAUGUGAUAUUUUUCAUGCUGUUUUCCUUCUUAAAAACAUGGGAGUGCAAGCUAUGACAGACUUCAUAUUCAUAUCAUAGGUAUAUCUAGUCAGUAUACGCUCAUGAAAUACAUGAUAUGUGAUCUAAAAUUUUGUUUGUCCAAAGUUGCACUCAAUUAUAUUUUGAGAAAGAAAUACAUGUAGUUUAGCCCCCCCCCCCCCCCCCCCCCCCCCCCAUAAAAAAGAAAGGGAAAAAAAAAAAAGGGAUUUUUACUGAAUUUGAAUAAAAUGGAGAAAUAGCAUCACUUUCGAUGUUAAUCACUCCCAAGCGACUGUAUAUAGCAGAAACUGAGUGUGAAACUAUGGGUUAUUAUCUCUCAUAAAAUAAAAGAUUCAUCUUUGUUUAAUACUUCAAGAUUUUGAGUUUUACAGGGUUCCAGAAAGGCUCUUAUUAUAGAUAGUCCAUUUUUACAUGUCAAAUUAUAUUCAUGCUAGGACUGUUUCAUUUUUGCAGUACUCUAAUACAUGAAGUACUAGUACUUAUCACUACUUAAUGUUCAGAAGCUAGCCUACAACAUGCAUUAGAAUGGGAAGGGGGGGGGGUAUUUUUGUUCAAAUGAUACCAUAACAUUUUGAUCAAGAGUUGCGUGAUUGUAUUUUUAUGAAUCAUUGUGCUUUAACACAAUGCAGGUCUGCUUGUUGUUACUGAACGUCCUUGAUUUCAGGAUGAGUCUAAACUGAGACCUGCUUUAAUGAAAGCAUUGCAGAAAAGCUCAACUGAGUUCGGCUAUGCUGGAUCUCAGGUCUUAGUUCAGACUAUUCUUGGAAUUAGGUGGUUUCAGUAUAAACUUGUGAUCUGCAGUGAUCGAGCCAUAUGUGAGAAAAUAAAUGUGUUCAUAUAUGUAA
Messenger RNA from Ostrea edulis (European flat oyster), 1823 nucleotides. RefSeq names its product selenoprotein F-like. Gene Ontology annotation, cellular component: endoplasmic reticulum lumen. The transcript is spliced from 4 exons. Gene Ontology annotation, molecular function: oxidoreductase activity. NCBI's taxonomy places the organism in Eukaryota, Metazoa, Mollusca, Bivalvia, Ostreida, Ostreidae. The record is from RefSeq and is a predicted model, not a curated record.